Messenger RNA from Ciona intestinalis (vase tunicate), 2855 nucleotides. The record is from RefSeq and is a predicted model, not a curated record. NCBI's taxonomy places the organism in Eukaryota, Metazoa, Chordata, Ascidiacea, Phlebobranchia, Cionidae.
UUAUGUCAUUUUUAACAUCUAGACAUAUAUUAUAUGUGGUGACUCGCUGCCGAGACGAGGAUAAACCUUCUGUGGAAGUGCGUACGGUUGUGACGUUGUGAGUACGAGUGUAGUCCUAGAAUGAUGAUCGCGAAUCCUGUGAGAACGAGUUUGCAGAUAUAGUCCACAGAUGGAGUCCCAUAUAUACGGGUCAAGAAUCGGGACAGAAAACGGAUUUUGAAAACAUGUAAAGUGGAAUAAAUCAAGAGGGAAUGUUUGGCAUCGACUUAGAAGAAGAGAAGUUAAUGGCAACCACCUUCGUUUCAAUGCGGUAUUUCAUAAUAUAUACCAAAGCAGAUUCUCGUGAAACCAAAGAAAGAGAAGAUUGCUCCUAAUCGCUUGCAAAUGGUGCCUGAAGAAUUGGUUUAUCAACUAUGUGUGUUUUCUUCUGGUGAUAAUUGGUUAGAGUUCAGGAAAAUUGCUGAGGAAUUGUUAAAUCUUCCUGAGAUGAUUUUGUUAACCAGUGGUCUUGGAUUUCAGUUAAUUGAAAAUCUACUGAACAUAUUAGUUGUGGAUAUAUUUGGGGUGGGCAAGAAGGAUGUUGGAAAAACAUCCUCACAACAUCUACAUGAUGAUAGAGCCACUCCUCUGCAGUUUGAUCAUGAACGAAGUGCUGAUAUAAAAUUGAUUCUGCAACUUGUUCACACUUUUACGAACCAGGUCCCAGAAACCUCUUAUUACCAUUUGCGAUUUAAAUAUCGUUUAAUUGAAGUUUUGUUCACUCUGUUCAGUGAAACACAGCAUAGAAUACAUUUGGUGGCAUCUGCAAUUGCAGAAAAGCUUCUAACAGCAACACCCAUGUCACAAAACAACAAGCUGUUUAGUUUACAAAGCAUCAAAUCUCUACCAGCAAUUGUAUCUCGCAUGAACAAUGACUCUCUGUUGUAUUUCUAUCAUGUGAUAUCAGUGGUCAUGUCAGAUUGUGAGCUAUGUGGGAGUGUUUCACUAGAGCAGCAUGAUCAAUGGCUCAAUGACAGCUCAGUUGCUGACACUGCUGCUCUAAAUCAAGAGUUCUUACUCAGUCUUCCAUCACACCUUGAAAAUAUGUGUUUGAGUGCAAGUAGACCAGCAUCUGAGGUGACCAGACCAUUAAGCCUUCUUGCUCAUAUGCUCGGACAAUCAUUUGGUUCGCUUGAUCUGGAAAAUGACGAUUUUCAAAUGAUGGAAAGACAAAUUGGCAGCAGUGAUUCUUACAUAUGGCUGAAUGAUAUUAUUCAUCGAGCAAACUUGUUUACCAUCAUAACCAUGUUAUUGACCGGCAAGUACCAAAAUGAGGUUCAGAAACGUUUAAUGAAAUGUGAUUUUGUUAACCGACUAAACAAUUCAUUUGAAGAAGUUAUUUGGAAAGAUUUUCCUGACAUUCCAGAUCUUUCUGCAGAUUCUGAAGACAUUUCCCAAACCACGUUUGUUAGAGUUCAGUUCCUCCGUUUGGUCCACUCCAUAGCAGAUAGCACAUCCUACAGAUACAGCCUUCUAUCCAUCGAGGAACUACAUACAUUGAAACAGAUUGCUGAAAAGAAAAACCACUCGCUACCGAGUGAGUUUCCAACACUUACUAAUGACACAGCUGCACCCCUGAGCAAGAGGAGCUUGUUGAGCCAGGUUAUGUCGAAACUUCAUCAAGAAUCCAUCACGUUUUGGAUCACUAGGGUUGUUGAAGCUUUCUUACGUGGCCCAACCAAUCCAACAACCCAGGCUUUUUUGCUUGAUAAAAAUAUAGUGGAGAGUACUGUGGGAGUUCUUAUUUCUACACGGCCAAUGCACGAGUUGGUGAGGCAAGGUUGCUUUGAUAUGCUUUCCACUGUUAUGAAAGUCAACGUUGAUGCUUUUACAAGAUGUGAUAAUGCUCUUAAUUCAGCAAGGAAAUUUCAAACGUUCAUAUCAGCAGUUGAAGAUAGUUUGAUCGAUUCAAACAUGUUUAUCAGAUGUGUCAUACUAACAACUCAUUAUAUACAGACAUCGCAAACAGAAAAUAAAGAAGUCCUGGUGACAAACAGGUUAUUAGAAUACUACACAAACCAUAAGCGUCGGAUACAAGUUAUUGCAAGACUUGUAACCCUUCUAGAUGUUUCUACUUUAUCACAGGAAACAGUAAGUUGUCUCAAUACAAGUCUUCUACUGCUCAUAAUGGCGCACAGGAAUAAUAGGCUUGCCAGUUAUCUCCAAUGUUUAUAUGGUGUGUACGAACCAGCAGUCCUGGAAAACCUUUAUAGUUUGUUGCAGUUUUGGAUAGUUCAUUACUCUCUUCCUUUUAAGAAAAAUGACAGAAAAUCUCUUGAAUUUGGUUCCUUGACUCAAUUUUCCGAAUGGGAAAGCGUUGCUCGAACUCUGCUUGACCCUGACCUGAGGUCAGAAAUUUCUAUUAAGCAUUACCUUGCAAAAGCAGAUGAGAUCGGUCGUACAUAUGGCUCCCCUAAUCUAACAUAUAUUCGUUGGCCUUAAAUCUUGGUUGUUGUGUUUUAGUUCUGGGCUAUAGAGAAAUGCCAUCACUUGGUUAAACUGCCAAAUUGCAACAGGGAUGACAUUUUAGUAAAGUUAUAGUUUCUUAUUAUAUUUUAUUUCAAUACUUUCAUUUACCUUCCUGAUAUAAAUUGUUUCCAACAUUGCCACUUGGUAUUAAAGGCAUGUUUUGUGAGAUUUAUUGUUUUUAGGCAGCAUCUUCAAAAUUAGCUAUAUUUGCCUGAGUGUGUUGUAAUAAAUGUGUGCUGUCAACAGUUCAGUUUUCUGAAUUUCUGUCACUAAUACGCAUAUGACCUUAUUAUUUUUUAACGUCUUGCUACUUUCAUAAUGAGUACAAUUUAAGGUAUGUCUAGAAU